This is a messenger RNA of Aureobasidium vineae, 2895 nucleotides long. The record is from the annotation of a GenBank genome assembly. NCBI's taxonomy places the organism in Eukaryota, Fungi, Ascomycota, Dothideomycetes, Dothideales, Saccotheciaceae.
AUGCUUCACAACAAAAUCCUGGAUAUGGUGGGCACAGAAGCAAAGGCGCUGUCGUCGGCGCAGUGCAUACUGCUGACAGUGCACUAUGCCAGCGAAGCCAACAUCCGCGCACUGCAUGCCUUCACGCCGCUGCGUCUCGACGUGCUGUCGCCCGAGCUGGUCUUGCGCAUCGUGCUGAGCUAUAUGCCAGAGACGGUCGACCCUACCCUGUACACGACCUAUGUUCGCGAGGUCGCCACACGCAUCUACUUGGAGCAGCAGGAACCCCUGGAGGUCGACACCGCACCCGUGACCUCUCUGUCAUCAGACCAGGCCCAAAGGCGCGUCAACAAGCUCUCCAUCGCAGACCUCAGUCCGCCAGCAUUCCCUCCUCAUGCGCCCAAUGACCUGUUGACUCGUUUCAUCGUUCACCGAGCAAACCGCAUCGACAACGAGACGGGCCUCCUCGCUCUGGUUCCACGCCUGGCAGAGCCCUUCCUCGACACCAAUGACUUCCUGCGUACUUGGUACGUCUCGGUUGUCCUGCCUCUGCUGCGUCUCCGCUACGACUACUACCCCGACAUCAAAGACCCACCAACUGUGUCCGCCUUUGAGAAACUAGACGGCCAGCAAGGUAUCGACCUCUUGCUUGACAAUGUAACCAACGUCGAACACGAGAUUACCUCGGCCACCGACUCGGAAGGUCUAGUCGCUAGAGAUACAAGAGCUAUGGUUGGCCCCUGGAUGUACGGCCAUACCGAACGCAAGAGACGUCGUCUUGACAACAAACAAGAUCCCAAACCCGCCGAACAAGACGUCGUCCGCUCUCCUCCACGCACUGCUUUUAUCAAACCCGAUGGCGUAUCAAAGGACGACAAGACGGGCCACGAUUGGGAAUACGUCUUCGAAUGGAUGGUCCACAAUGCUGUAACAAACUUUCCACUCGUCACCAAUCUCAUUGAAGAAUGGGACGGCCCCGGAGAUGUCGACCUAGGCGGCUUCCACAAUCCCCAGGACUAUCUCGAUGACGAUACCCAAUCCAAGCUCGAACGUCAGUAUGCACAGGCUGCCUUUGCUUCUUGCUACGCCGCCGUAGCCGAUAGCCCGGAGACUAUAGACGGCGCUCAUGGAAUUCUUGUCCGCCUGGCUCAACUGCUUGAUUUCGAGCCUCCUCCAGAACUCGCCACUAGUGUCAAACAGCUACCCAAGGUCGAUAAGCACGCCGAGCUAUUACAUGCUACCGACUCAACCAUAUACCUCGAACCGGAUGUCCUGUUGCGCCCCGAGCAUCCUCUGGCCACUCCCAAGCUCGAGACCUACAUGCUUUUACAGAUGAUGGUCUACUCCGCCUAUCAGCUCUCUGGUCUAGGCCACAGCAUCUCAAUACUCAACGUUGCAAAAUUGCGCUUCUUCUCCGACCAGGACGAACAACUAGCUCUCCUGCUCAAGAUUGUGCACGGUUUGGCUGCUCGAGGGAAACGCGAUGAGCAGCAAUGGCAGCAUGACUAUGACAAACUGCUUUGGCUGUGGAACUGGAACAUUGAACCCGAAGACCAAGGUCGCAAAGGUGCUGGCAUCUUUGGCCGAAUUGAAAAGACAGUCAUUGAACGCGAGUUGCUCAAGGUGCUCAUCUCGAGUGGAUGUAAGNNUUACUCACUCGUCGAUCGUCUAUACUUUUCUCCCUCCGACACUCGCCAGAUUGAGUCAGAUGAUAUGGAAAUGGUUAUACUCGAUCAGGCAAUGCAACUCUACGACAAUGCCAGCAACGGAAAUCGAACGAGGGGCAGCAUGAAGAAAGCCCAAGACUUUCGAUUCCCUCAAAGUGCCGAGUUCAAGAAAGCUCUGGCAUUGAUCGCUGCCACACACUCCAUGUCCUUCUACUCACUAACGUUGCAACACGGUGUUCCUUUCCAGCCCGUGAACAUCCGCGCUAGCUUGGAUCCUCUGUCGCUCCUUCCCAAGCUGCUCGAGCAGAAUGCCAAUAGCUAUACAAAACUUGAUGACCUUAUAGGAAUUGGUCGCAACCUAAUAGCAGCUGGUCUACCACUUCGCAAUGCCGAUGGCGAUCUCAUCGAUCGGAGUCUCGAAACGGACGACGACAAGCAGACCAAGCUUUCGGUCGCCGAGAAGAGGGUCAUCUACAUGUGCGUCGAAGCGUCACUCACGGUCGGCGACUUUGAGACUGCAUACUCGUAUGUCGUCAACAGACUGGCUCCACAAGACACCAUCCCAUCAUCAACGACAGAGGAGCAUUCAGGAGUGCAAGAGGACGAUGUAUCCUGGCGUGCAGCUUUCCUCGCCGGCCGCUACAGACCACAAUUGAACGCCCAACCCACCCUCCGCCGUCUAGAUCAACGCACCGAACUCCUGAGUUUAGCCCUCCUUCUNCGCCCCUCCAGCCCCCCCCUCUCCGAAGUCCUCAACAUAUGGCGCCGCUGCGAAGAAGAAACCAACGCCCUGCUCGCCGCCGAAACAGAAGCAGAAGAAGAGUUUGACGACCGCGCGGACAAGCGUAUCAGCGUGCCUGGCGGCUUCGCAGACGUAUCGACCGAGGGCAUGGUAUUUGGGCAGCCCCGCCGUGAAGUUGGCCGCUCGAAUGCAGAGGCCAGACGCGGCGCCGACGAAGAAGCACCCAUGGGUCUAUUCGAUGUGGCUCGGGGCGCGGCAAAGGCGUUCAGUAGGAAUGCAUUNCCCUUGCGUGGUGCUGGUGCAGCAGCAUCGCAACAACAGCAAUCCCAGGUGUAUGCACAACAGCCAGACUCGGCCGGUGAGGCAGUGCAUGAAGGCAUGGACGAUGCUGGCAGAGUGCGCAGGCGAGACAUGAUUGCCAACACCGUGACCGGUGGUCUGGCGUCUGGAAUUGGAUGGAUGUUGGGUGCCACGCCGGUGGACAGGAGUGCAGAGGAUCGGCGAUGA